This is a messenger RNA of Plectropomus leopardus (leopard coralgrouper), 2536 nucleotides long. RefSeq lists its product as uncharacterized. The record is from RefSeq and is a predicted model, not a curated record. Gene Ontology annotation, biological process: anatomical structure development; regulation of cell population proliferation; regulation of transcription by RNA polymerase II. Gene Ontology annotation, molecular function: DNA-binding transcription factor activity, RNA polymerase II-specific; RNA polymerase II transcription regulatory region sequence-specific DNA binding. Gene Ontology annotation, cellular component: nucleus. Lineage: Eukaryota; Metazoa; Chordata; Actinopteri; Perciformes; Serranidae.
AAGGAGAAACCAAAACAUUGGCCAGUUAGCUUAACUCUUCGGAAAAUAGCUCUCUAGCUAAGCUAACCUAUGAGUCGCAAAAGAAACCAGACUUUCGCUGAAACGAGCCUGUCUCCUGAACUCCACGGCGCCUUCAUGGAGCCUCCCGGGUCAGCGAACCGAGCCGACGGUGAUUUCCUGGAGCUGGAGCCCGACGAGGAGCUGCUGUGCUCGGUCAGCGACAUCACGGAGCACCUCGGCAGAAACAUCACCGUGGUGCUGGAGACAGCGCUGUCUGAGAUCCGCAAAAUGGUCAGCAUCAGGAUACGAGUCCUGAAAAUGGAGCUGCGCGAGAAAAGCGAAGAAAUUGAGGAGUUAAAGGCGAGACUGGAUAUAGUCCAGAGGGAUGGCAGGGAACUUUCCUCCAUGGAGCCGUCUGCUGAUGCUGCCUACAAGAAACACGACUUCACUUCCACCAAUAAACACAACAGUGUGGACCCCAGGAGAGCCAAGACUGUCAUGCCAACUGUAAAGAAGGAGAAUACAGCGGAGGAUGCUAUUUGCGACCAUCUGAUGAAAGACAAGAACUCGAGGGGGUGUGCUGAAAUGGACAGAGACCAGAGUAGUCAAGCCAGCGGCUGCAGGGAGGCUCACCAAGACCUGCACGCACCCAACCUUCAGCCAAACAACAGCAUGGCUGUAGACUCCAAGUCCACCACAGAUGACCUCUUCAGUAUGAUCCCCUCUGGCGGGAAGCAGAUGUACGUCUAUGAAAUAGUAGUACCAGUGGAGUAUUCCUCAGACCUGAAAGUCGUGAAGGACCCCGAGUGUGAGAGCAACCCAAUCGCUGAGACAGAGGAUGAUGAUGAUGAUGAUGAUGAUGAUGAUGAGUUGUCAAGGACCGGACUGGAGCAGGACCAGGACCCGCUCUCACACGUCCAGCCCUCUGAGUUCUCCACGGAGCCCCAGAGUUCUCCAGGGGAGGGAGGGAGUCCGCCGGAGGGCAGCACAGACAGGCCUGUGGCAGACCAUCAGCUUCCGGUCCGCACCUACCUCUGCGCUCUGUGUGGAACCUUCUGCCCUGACUCCGUGUUCCUAGAGGAACAUGUCAAAAUGAUACACUCAGACUCUGCGGGACACAUGGAAGAAGUUUUCCUUCAAUCAAACAAGUCCUCAGCCAAUGACGUGACGUUAGUUUUGCCACAGAUCCCGCCCCCGACCAACCAUACAGACAGUGCUUUGUUGAAAAGACCAAGAGGAAUAAAGCGGAAGAGGAAAGCUGGGGCUCAUCCUCCAAGGAAUUCAAUAGACCCACUGAAGCGAGCUGCCUCCCCCUCUUCUCUCUCCAUCCAGCACACUCCAGCAACAACUCUCACCCCCUCCGCACCCAAGAUUUUCAAAGAAAUUUGCAGCAUACUCCAUCUGUCCUCUGGUGGGAAAAAGAAAAGGAUUAAAGUCACAGUGGAGGAACUGGGUCGCCGGGUAGGCCCUCCAGAAUACAUGUCAUUUUCGUCCAUAGCGACGUACCUAAGGACAGAUAAUAACGCAAGGAAAGAACUUCACAUCCAGCUGGAAGAAGCUGGGAUUAAACCCACGCAGUCUACAGCCGAGAUAUCCCUGUUUUCUCGGCUUUGUGAAGAAGAGGUAGAUGCAUUAUGUCAGAGCCUCGCUGGCCUAGUUCGAGACCAUCUUCCCUUUGAAGGUCUCCAUAUCAUUCCUACUGCCAACGAUGAGGUGGUGACUCUUGGGAGUUUGUCGGAGUUCCGGUCCCACCUGAGGACAGCCAUGGCAGCCAUCAUGGAAAGAGUGGAAGCUGUGGACCUUGCCUCCCAUGGCUUCAUGUCCAAAGUGUUGGUCAUCACAUUGUCCAUAUUUGAAAAAUGUUUGGAUAACCAAAGCAACUCACCGGUAAAAACUGCCUUCCCAUCCACCAGCACCCAGCGACAGCCAGCACCUAUCAAGCCCUCUUCUUCGUCCGCCAAGCACACUGAAACAGCGACUCCUGCCUCCUCCACACCAAAGAUUUUCAAAGAAAUUUACAGCAUACUCCCUUUGUCAUCUGGUGGGAAAAAGAAAAGGAUUAAAGUCACAGUGGAGGAACUGGGUCGGCGGGUAGGCCCUCCAGAAUACAUGUCAUUUUCGUCCAUAGCGACGUACCUAAGGACAGAUAAUAACGCAAGGAAAGAACUUCAAGUCCAGUUGGAGGAAGCUGGGAUUAAACCCACGCAGCUUACAGCUAAAAUGUCCCUAUUUUCUCGGCUUUGUGAAGAAGAGGUAGAUUCAUUAUGCGAAAGCCUUGCUGUCUUGGUGCGAGACCAUCUUCCCUUUGAAGGUCUCCAUGUCAUUCAAGAGGCAGAAGAUGAGGUGGUGACUUUGGGGAGUCUGUCAGAGUUCCGGUCCCACCUGAGGACAGCCAUGGCAGCCAUCAUGGAAAGAUUGGAAGCUGUGGACCUUGCCUCGCAUGGCUUCAUGUCCAAAAUGUUGGAUAUCAUAUUGUCCAUAUUUGAAAAAUGUUUGGAUAACCAAAGCAGUUUGUAUUGAAAAUGCAAAUCUUGGA